CUCGAUCUCCUUCUCCUUUUCUCCAUUCUUCCUCUUCUUUUUAUUUGAAUUUGUCCUUCAACUUUUCAUGAGAUGCUGUGUAUUUCCCCCAUCUUUAUGCUUUUUUUUAUUACUGCACAUCACACCAAUUUACGCAGAUUUGCUCUUAUAUUAUGAAGAAAGCAGCAUGUACGUGAGGAAUCGAUAUAGUUGGUGUGUGUCAGUAAGCAAUAUCAAGGACAUUUAUGUUCAUUUUUUUCUACCUUACUGAAAAAAAUAUGAAACCAUAUAUAUAUUCAUGCCCAUGCACAUACAGCCUCCAUUAUAUUCAGAAGACACACUGGCUUACUAGUGGCAGUUCUGUUUCAAAUCAUAUAAAGUGUGAUCAAACCAUCAGUUUGCCGUAAAGCCAACCUCGUGUUCAUUGGAGCAGUUGACCUGACCCUGUCAAGAUGGACAUCUUGAAUGUUUCGGAAAUUUCUACGGGAUCCUCGGAUCUGGACAUGAGUGAAGAUAUCCCCAAAGACACACCAGGGCCAGAGUUUAGUGUCGCCUUCCUAGCUCUGAUCGUUUUCUCUGGACUGACUGUCACCACCAAUAGUCUCAUCCUGGCUGCCUUCUACGUCGAGAAGAAACUGCGGACAUACACCAACUGCUACAUCUUCAACAUGACUAUUGCAGAUUUGGUCGUGGGACUAUUCUGCAUGCCCAUACUUUCUACGAUCCAUCUCUUCAACGGUUGGCCCUUUGGGAAGGUGGCGAGCAUUCUGUUCAUGGGGUUCCAGAACUCGAUCCUGGCUGUGUCCGUGUGUGGUGUUGUCGUGGUGUGUAUUGAUCGUUAUUUAGCUACGUUCUUUCCCAUCCUGCACUACCAGAGACGGAGUAUCCGCAAGGCUGUGGUGGUCAACAUGCUCACGUGGGUCGCAUCAUUCGGAGUCUGGAUGAUGGUCACGUCCGGUUGGGACUUCAUCAAGCCAACCAACCUUGUCAUCUCCUCUGGCCUCUCCAGACCAAACUACAACCUGACCUACACGGCAAGCCUUCUUGUAUUCUUUCUGAGGUUCGGAUUGCCGUUUCUUCUGAUGACUGGUCUGUACAUCCGAAUUUACUUCCGUGUUAAAAACAUCGGCAGUAAAAACCUCACAAAGUAUUUUAACAGGGAGAGGGGCGUUGAAAAAGGACAUGCAAAAUCCGCUCCCCUGAGAAGGCCUAAAGACAGGCGCCCUCCCAGCCCCGGUGAACUUGAUGGAUCGAAAACCUCAGUGACAUCGAUUGAAGAAACAGCUAUCUCAAGUGUCUCUCUGGAUAUGAUGAGCAAUACAGGAGCGACUAAGGGUGUCGAGAAUCCACAAAUCGGGGACGAAAAGUUUUCAAAUGGAAUUGGAGGCUUGGCCUCCGACGGUCCGACACGAACAUUUAAGACCAUGGCAAGAGACGAGGAAGAUAAUGUGAAGUCUCGGAGCAACGCUAUUUCGAAGGAACCCAAGAAAGAAUCAAGAACCGAAGGACGAAAGGCAAUGCGGACCAUGAGCAUGAUUGUCCUGGUGUUUAUUCUGACCUGGCUACCAACGGCAGUCUCGGUCACCAUGUACGCUCUGGCCCCUGAUUUCUACCGAACCAUCAGUAAGUCCAUCAGGUUAUCUGAGAUAACACGUUGGAUUGCCUUCAGCAACAGCCUGGUGAACCCUUUGGCUUAUGCCAUGGCUCAACCACUCUUCAGGAAAACCAUCAUCAAGAUCCUGCGGCGUUGUGUUAAUAGAAAAUCUCAGAAAUAGUUUGAAGAUAAUUAAGGAGAGCGGGGCGAACAUAGACGCAGUGAAUUGGACCACGUCCUCUAACCUUACAAAAGGUCGCCCCUCCCAGUUUACCGAGG
Lytechinus variegatus (green sea urchin) is the source of this 1852-nucleotide messenger RNA. RefSeq names its product muscarinic acetylcholine receptor M2-like. Gene Ontology annotation, biological process: adenylate cyclase-activating adrenergic receptor signaling pathway. Gene Ontology annotation, molecular function: G protein-coupled receptor activity; dopamine neurotransmitter receptor activity, coupled via Gi/Go. The coding region runs from base 432 to 1754 and encodes 440 amino acids. Lineage: Eukaryota; Metazoa; Echinodermata; Echinoidea; Temnopleuroida; Toxopneustidae. The record is from RefSeq and is a predicted model, not a curated record. The transcript has a single exon. Gene Ontology annotation, cellular component: membrane.